GGCGGAAGUGACGUCAUUGAGCGGAAGUAACGGGAGACACGUGGGUCACAUGUGAGAACUGAGCCGGGAAGAUGAAGUAUUCCUACAAGUUCAGUAACCUCCUGGGCACCUUCUAUCGCCGUGGGAACCUGACCUUCACCCCAGACGGGAACUCGCUGAUCAGUCCUGUGGGAAAUCGGCUCAGCGUCUUCCAUCUUAAGAAUAAUCGUGCGGAGACCCUGCCAGUAGCGACACGGUGUAACAUCACGUGUGUGGCCUUGUCUCCAGACGGCUCCCUAGGGAUCCUGGUUGAUGAAGAGGGGUCCGCGCUUCUUAUCAGCCUCGUCACAAAGUCGGUCCUCAAUCACUUCAACUUCCAGCAGCCGGUGCACGCUGUCAGCUUCUCCCCAGAUGGCCGGCGGUUCGUGGUGUGUAAGGGCUCGGUGGCGCUCCUGUACCACGCUCCGGGGAGGAGACGCGACUUUAACGCCUUUGUGUUGGAUAAGUCCUUCUAUGGUCCUUAUGAUGAGACGACCUGCAUCGACUGGACGGAUGACUCCAGGUGUUUUGCUGUCGGCAGUAAGGACAUGACCACCUGGGUGUUCGGAGCGGAGCGCUGGCAGAACCUCAUCUACUACUGUCUUGGGGGCCACAAGGACGUCAUUGUGUCCUGCUUCUUCCAGGAGGACAGUCUGGAUCUCUACAGUAUCAGUGCUGACGCCGCGCUGUGCGUGUGGGAGUGUGACACCGAGCUCGCCCAGCUCCGGCCCCGAGAGCCCAAGAAGAGGCCCCAGCAGGAAGAGGAGGAGCCAGGCGAGGAAAUCCGUGGCUCAGCCAAUCCCAGCGCAGAGGAGAAGAGCCUUAGGGUUCGCUACAAGAGGACUGCCAAACAUUUCUUCAAUAAGGAAGGAGACUUCACUGCGCUGACUGCCGCCGCCUUCCACAAGAAGCUGAACAUCCUGGUGAGCGGCUUCUCCUCGGGAGCCUUCCAUAUCCACGAGCUGCCAGAGCUGAGCCUGAUCCACUCCCUUAGUAUUUCAGAUCAGAGCAUCUCCUCCAUCACUAUAAACCGCACAGGUGAUUGGAUCGCCUUUGGUAGCAGCGGUCUGGGUCAGUUACUGGUGUGGGAAUGGCAGAGCGAGUCCUAUAUCCUGAAGCAGCAGGGACACUUCAACAACAUGGUGGCGCUGUGUUACUCCCCUGAUGGCCAGCACCUCGUCACCGGCGGAGAUGACGGCAAGGUGAAGGUUUGGGACACGAGCAGCGGCUUCUGCUUUGUGACGUUCACCGACCACACGAGCAGCGUCACGGCGGUCACCGUCACUGGUAACGGGCAGGUGGUGCUCAGCGCCUCCCUGGAUGGCACCGCCAGAGCCUACAGCCUGAUGAGGUACCGUAACUUCAGGACGUUCACCUCCCCCCGGCCCGCCCAGUUCUCCUGCCUGGCGGUGGACGGCAGCGGCGACAUCGUGUGCGCCGGAGCGCAGGACUCCUACGAGGUCUACGUGUGGAGCAUGCAGACCGGGAGGCUCCUGGAUGUGUUGGCCGGACACGAGGCCCCAAUCAGCAGCGUGGCGUUUAACCCCUGGAAGUCUGUUCUGGCCACUGCCUCUUGGGACCGGACAGUCAGACUGUGGCACAUGACGGACAGCUGGAGGACCACAGAGACCCUGAGCCUGACGGCAGAGGGUCUGGUGGUGACUUUCCGCCCAGAUGGCGGUGAACUGGCAGUGGCCUCUCUGGAUGGGCAGAUCACCAUGUGGGACCCGGAGAAGGGGAUUCAGACGGGAUCCAUCGAGGGGAGACACGACCUGCAGCUAGGACGUAAGGAGACGGAUAAAGUCACCGCCAAGCACUCCUCCAAGGGAAAGGCCUUCACCGCUCUGUGUUACUCAGCGGACGGGAACGCCCUCCUCGCCGCCGGCGCCGCCCGCUUUGUGUGUAUUUACCACGUCCGAGAGCAGCUGCUGGCCAAGAAGUUUGAGAUCUCCUGUAAUCAUUCUCUGGACGCCAUGGAGGAGUUUCUGGAUCGGCGUAAGAUGACACAGUUCGGGAGUCUCGCGUUGGUUGAUGAGGGCGCUGGGGAGGACGUUACGUUGAGUCUUCCCGGAGUCCGUAAAGGUGACAUGAGCUCCCGGCACUUCAAGCCCGAAAUCCGUGUGACAUCGCUACGCUUUUCUCCAACCGGGCGCAGUUGGGCCGCCACCUCCACAGAGGGCCUCCUCAUCUACUCCCUCGACUCCAGUUCAGUGUUUGACCCCUUCCAGCUGGAUGAAGAGGUGACAGCCGGCAGUGUACAUCGGACGCUACGGAAGGGCGAGUGGACCCGGGCUCUUGUGAUGGCCAUGAGAUUAAAUGAGGAGCAGCUUCUUCAGGAGGUGCUGGAGAGCGUGCCCCACACGGACGUCAGGGUUCUGUGCUCCUCCCUCCCGGAGCUGUACGUGGAGCGCCUGCUGCUCUUCCUGGCCCCUCGAAUUGAGACUUCGCGCCACCUGCAGUUCUAUCUGAUCUGGGCCCAUGAACUGUUGAUGCAGCACGGCCAGAAGCUGAAGACUCGAUCAUUGUCCUUAAUGCCGGCCAUUCACUCCCUGCAGAAGAGUAUUCAGAGUCACUUCUCAGACCUCUCAAAGCUUUGUGAUUGGAAUCGGUUCAACAUGCGAUUUGCCGUUUGCUUGUCUAAGCAGCGAGGAGUGAAGCGCACAGCUGCAGAGCGUGACAGUGACAUGGACUCUGAGGUGGAGUCAAUGAGCGAUGGUACCGGAGAAGUGGAGGCUGAUGACGCAUAAUCGGGGUCGAUUAGAUGUUGAAUUGGUCACUUCUCCAUGCUGUACACCUGAUAGGAGUGAGGACUCUGUGGUCUGAUCUCCAGCACGUUUUUCAUUGUGAGGACUUUAUGGUCUGGCCUCCAGGAUGUUUCUCCUUGUGAGGACUUUAUGGUCUGAUCUCCAGCAUGUUUUUCAUUGUGAGGACUUUAUGGUCUGGCCUCCAGGAUGUUUCUCCUUGUGAGGACCCUGGUCUGGCCUCCAGCACAAGAUGAUGUGGCUUGUUUGUGCCUUAUAGGAACACGUGUACAUAGAUUUGUAUAGACGGCAUCUUUACAGCUGACGUGUCUGGUAAAAAGAAUAAAAAACAUUUUCUGUU
Messenger RNA from Bufo bufo (common toad), 3120 nucleotides. It is a transcript of the gene PWP2, whose product is annotated as PWP2 small subunit processome component. Gene Ontology annotation, biological process: ribosomal small subunit assembly; maturation of SSU-rRNA from tricistronic rRNA transcript (SSU-rRNA, 5.8S rRNA, LSU-rRNA). The transcript has 21 exons. The record is from RefSeq and is a predicted model, not a curated record. Bases 72 to 2765 code for a protein of 897 amino acids. Gene Ontology annotation, cellular component: small-subunit processome; Pwp2p-containing subcomplex of 90S preribosome. Gene Ontology annotation, molecular function: protein binding. NCBI's taxonomy places the organism in Eukaryota, Metazoa, Chordata, Amphibia, Anura, Bufonidae.